AUGGCUCUGUUCCGGCCUACCCAGUUGCAGCAAGAUUCUAGUAGCCGAGACCACUUGGAACAAUGUUACAGCAUAGAGCAGACAUCUUUGAAUAGUCUCCUGGCAGAACUGCAGACGCCAGAGGAUGCCCAAGGGAUUGUACUACGUAGGUACAAGGAGUGCGCAACAGGACUCCACUCAGGGGAGUGCGAUGAAUUGAGUACUUCAAGACAAACGUUGUCUGCAUGGUAUCGCAACGAAUCAACCACACGUUGGUCGAAUCCAGCCAAACAAGCUUUCGAUAAUGCUGUCGAGGUGCUCAAGAAGGAGAUGACGCCUAGUGAUUGCGAUCUUAUCUGGCUGCGUGGGAAGAACUCUAUGGAAGAUGUUCAAAACGCACUGUUCGAGGCAAGGGCAAAGUACCAAAGCCACUCCGGAAAGAGCAAAGUCAGAUCGAUUUUAGCAAGUUGCUCGUCAAGAGUUGUCUACUACGCGCCCGUUUUUGACACCCUUUCACAACAUUAUCCUGAGUAUGUGUCCCUUGCCUGGGGCGCCUUCAAGUUCUUCUUCACGGGAAUCCGUAGGCUGAUCAUCCAGGCCAUCAUAAAUCAUGAAGAGCUUCUGGCAGAGUUUGCUCGCGCAAUUGCCAAUAUAGCGAACGUGCUGCCCAGGACCAAGUUUUUAUGCGAACUAUAUCCGACCAAGGAGAUGCAAGAAGCAAUUGCAAGUGUGUACACUAAAAUUCUUGACUUCGUCCUUGAGUCGGUCAAGUGGUAUAAAAAGUCAAAGUUACAGCACGCCCUCUCAGCUGUCGUCAGCCCAUACAAACUGAGUUUCAAGAAUAUAGUAGACGAGAUCGCAGAGCGGUCGAGAUGCGUCGAUGAUCUCGCAAAUGCAGCAUUCAAGGCGGAGCUGCGCGAUGUACAUCUAGAGGUAAGAACACUCAGAUCAGAGAUGUCAUACAUGCAAAAUCACUUUCUUUCGAUGAACCAAACGCUAGUGGAAAACCAGAUGAUUCAGAGGCAAAUGACAAUACAUCAACGCCAGCAAAAUAUGCUACUUUUGGAGUGGCAAAUUGGCAACUUGCGUCAGAUUCUGGAGUCUUCUGACUCUGAAUACGGAAAUGCCGAACAAAUGCUGGGCUUUGGCCGGUCGUUGAGGAAUCGUAGACGAUUGCGAACGCCAACGCAUAUGCCCCAUAGCGAGAUACCAAAGCUUGAGGCGUGGGCUUCGAGCCAACAAUCCACAUUACUCAUCGCACAGGGGCAUGGGAUCAAAAAUAGCCCAAUGGACUUCGCGGUCGAUUUUCUAGAUGUUGUCAUUGACGCACAGGCACCAGCAGUGUGGGCGUUGCCUGCAGGGUCCGACCACACCCCGACACUUACAGAUAUUGUACAGUCCCUAGUCCUGCAAACACUUCUUUUGCUAGGCCGUACGACAGGAAGCACUGCUGAGCCGCUUUCUGUGUCGAUACAAGACCUCAGUAGCGCAUCUUCUACCUCAGACUGGUUCACUAUAUUAGAUAGAUGUUUUCGAUGUGUACAAAGAGUAUUUGUCGUGGUCGACACAGGCUUGAUACAUGCGGCAUGCAGAAUUGAGGACAAUAGAAUGGUUGACAUGGACGCAGAUCGUUUCGUGAGAAGGUUAGGCGCUAUUAUGACGUCGAGAACGCAGGGUUGGGUUAAGGUGAUGAUGGUCUCGUGGUCGUCGGAUGUGUUUGAGAAGGCUGAGGCGGAGCUCUCCAUUGAUAUCCUCCAGAUUGUCACUGACAGGGGUGCCGCUCAGGAACGGAAGCUUUGGAAUCCUAGACUGAAGGCAAUGGCGAGGCGGCAUUCGAGAAUGUCGAUGUACCAUUUCAGACAGGCAGUGGGACGGUCUGAUUGGGAUCACACUUGA
Neoarthrinium moseri is the source of this 1875-nucleotide messenger RNA. RefSeq lists its product as uncharacterized. The record is from RefSeq and is a predicted model, not a curated record. Bases 1 to 1875 code for a protein of 624 amino acids. NCBI's taxonomy places the organism in Eukaryota, Fungi, Ascomycota, Sordariomycetes, Amphisphaeriales, Apiosporaceae. The transcript has 5 exons.